This is a messenger RNA of Neogale vison (American mink), 2104 nucleotides long. It is a transcript of the gene ACMSD, whose product is annotated as aminocarboxymuconate semialdehyde decarboxylase. Gene Ontology annotation, biological process: secondary metabolic process. Gene Ontology annotation, cellular component: cytoplasm; cytosol. The transcript is spliced from 10 exons. The coding region runs from base 157 to 1167 and encodes 336 amino acids. Lineage: Eukaryota; Metazoa; Chordata; Mammalia; Carnivora; Mustelidae. Gene Ontology annotation, molecular function: carboxy-lyase activity; hydrolase activity. The record is from RefSeq and is a predicted model, not a curated record.
ACUUUCAGUGGACUUAGAUUGAGCCGAAUAAGCUUACUGACUGGUGCCAGAAAGUAGCUGUAAAGAAACUCUGUAAAUCAAUUAACUCCAUCAUUUUUAUGGAGAUCGCUUGAUACCAAAACUUCUUUCUUUGCAUGCUUCUCUGAUCCUGUGGAGAUGAAAAUUGACAUCCAUAGUCAUAUUCUACCAAAAGAAUGGCCAGAUCUAAAAAAGAGAUUUGGCUAUGGAGGCUGGGUGCAGCUCCAACACCACAGCAAGGGAGAAGCAAAGAUGCUGAAGGAUGGGAAGGUCUUCAGAGUGAUCCAAGAGAACUGCUGGGAUCCAGAAGUCCGUAUUAGAGAAAUGGACCAAACAGGAGUGACUGUCCAAGCCCUUUCCACAGUUCCUGUCAUGUUUAGUUACUGGGCCAAACCUCAGGACACUCUAGAUCUGUGCCAGCUUUUAAACAAUGACUUGGCGGCCACUGUUGCGAACCACCCCAAGAGGUUUGUGGGCCUGGGCACAUUGCCCAUGCAGGCCCCCGAGCUUGCUGUUAAGGAGAUGGAGCGCUGCGUAAAGGAGUUGGGCUUUCCCGGGGUCCAGAUCGGCUCCCACAUCAACGAGUGGGACCUUAACGCGCCGGAACUCUUCCCUGUCUAUUCCGUGGCUGAAAAGCUGAACUGUUCCCUAUUUGUGCACCCCUGGGACAUGCAGAUGGAUGGACGGAUGGCCAAAUACUGGCUCCCUUGGCUUGUAGGAAUGCCAGCAGAGACCACCACUGCCAUUUGCUCCAUGAUCAUGGGAGGAGUGUUUGAGAAAUUUCCUAAACUGAAAGUGUGUUUUGCACAUGGAGGAGGUGCCUUCCCUUUCACAGUCGGAAGAAUUUCCCAUGGAUUCAACAUGCGCCCAGAUCUGUGUGCCCAGGACAAUCCAACCAACCCAAAGAAAUACCUUGGUUCCUUUUACACAGACUCCUUGGUUCAUGAUCCUCUGGCACUCAAGCUGUUAACAGAUGUCAUAGGAAAGGAUAAAGUCAUUUUGGGAACUGAUUACCCCUUUCCACUAGGGGAGCUGGAACCUGGGAAAUUGAUAGAGUCCAUAGAAGAAUUUGAUGCAGAAACAAAGGAUAAACUCAAAGCUGGCAAUGCCCUAGCAUUUUUGGGCCUUGAGAGAAAACAAUUUGAGUGACUGAAUUUACUACAAAGGCAAACAUUCAAGAAGAUAUUUUUUGUUUUUAACUAUAUAUCACACAUGCAUUACUAAAAUCUUAUUUUGUGCUAUUUUACCCAGAAAUAGAAUAUCCACAAAUGUUCUAAAUUAUUCAUAACAAAAAUGACUCUCAGAAUAUGUUUUCAUUCUGAAAAAUAGCACAUUAUUUCAUGUGCAAAUCAAAAAUUUCCCAGAACUUUUAAAAUUAAUGUCAGAAAUAAAAAGCAAAAGGUCAUUAAUGAUUUAUAUGUAGAAAGACCAGACUCAUUCUGGAGGGCUGAAGUAGGUUCUCCACUUUGAGCGGGUAUAUGUGAAAAGGGAGGGCCCCCAAAAAACAUUUUUUAUUCAUUUUUAUUCCAUUAGCCCACAACUGGGCCAGGAAUGCUUUAUAAUCCAAAAAAAUAAGUGAUACAUAACCUCUAGAGAGGUUAUAUUCCAAUUAAAGAGGCAAGACACAUGUUCAUGGAAUAAUAACUAAGCAAUACAAUGGGAGGCGCAGAAGUUUCAGUAAGAAAAACUCAUCUGGAUUCAAACUUGGACAGAUCUUCACAGAAUUUGGGCUGAGUCUCUAAGGAUGGACAAGCCUAACUGGAAGGUGGGAAAUAGACAAAGAGGUCAAACUAUUAAGAACAGGGCUUUCAGACUGAAUGAAAACUUACUUAUUCUGGAGAAAAGUUCAAGUCUGUAAUUUACUUUUACCAGAAGCUCUUUUAGUUUAAAAUACUGAGCAAAAUGUAUAAAGCUAGUUAUGGAGAUUGAGCAAGGAAAUACCAGGUAGCUAUGUUCUACUGAGUUCAUUUAUGGUUGUCCUACCCAGGCUGCUGAAAAUGAAGUUGGUCCUGGGAGGGGUAAUGAACAUCUGUGGAUCAUAUACCUCUGGCUGAAUUCUAAAACCAAAUACAAUUUUUCAAAGUGA